CGUCAAAGAGUCGUUAAUGAUGAACGUAUAAUGUCAUAUGCUGCCCUCUAGUGGACUAUUCAAACAAACAUGGCUGCUCCCUUGCAGAAGUUGAGUCAUAAGCAAUACAAAGCCCUACUGAAAAAGGAGAAAAGGAAAAAGAAGAGACAAGAGGCAGCAAAAUUGAGGCACAUAGAACAAAAUGAUACAGACUCUAUACCGCACAUAAGUGAAGGAGAAGAUGAUGAACAAGAGACAAGAACAGAAGAGAUUGAAAGAGAAAAAGCACAUCAGGCCUGGCUUGAGAGGGAAAGAGUAGCACAGAUAUUAUUUGAAAGGAAAAAACAGCAAGAGGAAGAAUGGAAGAAACAGCAAGAAGAAGCAGAGAGGAAAAUAGAAGAAGAAUUGGAGAAGCAAAAGAACAUGGAAAAGGAAUUUCUGAACAGCAAAAAUAAGAAAACAAGCAAGGAAAAAUUACUUGAGGAUGCUUUGCAUGUUUUAAGUGAUGAAGAUGACCAAGGUGUUGAAAAUACGGAUGCACCCACGCACAACCCAGAAGCACCGAGGUACAUCGAGAGGAAACCAGAAGAAUGCAAGUUUUAUCUGAAAACAGGUGUAUGUCGCUUUGGCAAUAGGUGUUCUCGCAACCACGAGUAUCCUUUAAUCAGUGCAACACUACUGAUCAAGGGAAUGUUUUACUGUUACGCCAUGGAGCAAAGUUAUCGAGAUGAAUACGAUGCCGAUAUCGGAUUGGAGUUCGACGAGGCGGAAACCCAGGAUGCUUUUUGUGAAUUCUAUGAUGAUGCACUGGCUGAGUUCAAGAAAGCUGGCAAAGUUAUUCAAUUUAAGGUAUGCAGUAAUUGGGAACCUCACCUGAGGGGGAAUGUGUAUGUUGAGUUUGAGACAGAGGCUGGCUGUAGUAACGCUUUCAGCAUGUUUAACGGUCGGAGCAAUGAUGCACCCACGCACAACCCAGAAGCACCGAGGUACAUCGAGAGGAAACCAGAAGAAUGCAAGUUUUAUCUGAAAACAGGUGUAUGUCGCUUUGGCAAUAGGUGUUCUCGCAACCACGAGUAUCCUUUAAUCAGUGCAACACUACUGAUCAAGGGAAUGUUUUACUGUUACGCCAUGGAGCAAAGUUAUCGAGAUGAAUACGAUGCUGAUAUUGGAUUGGAGUUCGACGAAGCGGAAACCCAGGAUGCUUUUUGUGAAUUCUAUGAUGAUGCACUGGCUGAGUUCAAGAAAGCUGGCAAAGUUAUUCAAUUUAAGGUAUGCAGUAAUUGGGAACCUCACCUGAGGGGGAAUGUGUAUGUUGAGUUUGAGACAGAGGCUGGCUGUAGUAACGCUUUCAGCAUGUUUAACGGUCGUUUCUAUGCUGGUAGGCAGCUGUCUUGUGAAUAUUCUCCAGUUACAAAUUGGAAUGCAGCAAUUUGUGGCUUGUACCACCGAAAAAAGUGCCCAAAAGGAAAGAACUGUAAUUUCCUGCAUGUGUUCCGUAACCCAACCAAUGAGUUUCCUGAAGCAGAUGAAAUAAACUCACAGAUGUGGAGCUCACGGAGAGGAGGGUGGCCUAGUGAGAGAUCAAGGCUAGACACUCCCAUGCAAAGCGAGAGACGCUUUAGGGAUCAUUCGAGAUGGCGAUCCAGAGAUGAGAGUUGGGAGAAGCACAGACGACACAGGAGUAGAAGCAGGGAGCGACACAGGACUAGGAGUAGGAGCAGAGAGCGACAUAGGAGUAGGGAGCGGCGCAGAAGUAGAAGCAGAGAACGGCGCAGAAGCAGGAGCAGAGAGCGACACAGAAGCAGAAGGAAAAGAAGUAGAGAAAGGUAUUCACAUAGAAAAGAGAAUAGAGAAAGACGCAAAAGUAACUCUCGUAGCAGGAGUAGGAGUUAUAGUAGGGAAAGGUCAAGAAGUAGAAGCAUGGACAGGGAUUGGGAUAGAGACAAACAUCAUUCCAGGAGUAAAAGCCAGGAAAGGGAUGGCGAACAAAAGGAAAGGUCCAGAAAUCAAAAAGAAAGAUGUGGUGACAGUGAAGGUGUUCGGUCUCGGAGUGGCAGCAGAGAAAAAUCUUAUAAUUCGAGAGGUAGAGAAGUAAGAGACGGAGAGAGUAGUACAAAGGAGUGUAAAGAAUCACAGGUGGAGAUUCUGUGUAGGGACCAAGAAAAACAUGAUGUGCUUGAUAAUAAUGGAAGAAAGGAUCGCAAGAAACGCAAGAAAUCCAAGCACAAAAAACAUAAGAAAAACAAAAAAACUGAUAAAACACUUGAAACUGAUAAUGCAAGUAGUGAUGGUGGCUCUGUGGAAAAUUGUGAAAAUGAAGUUCAUGAGGUUAUUAAUGGUAACAAUUGUGACAGCGAACAAUUGUAAUGACAAUAACAAUGGCUAAUGAUUGAUAUACACUUCCAUACUCUCUAUUUAUAAACUACCAUCUCCUCUGGCUAUAAAGUAUGAUCUUGCUUGCAUACCAAAGGUGGGGGAAAAGUGCGGUUGCCAACCAUCUUUGGUUAGAAAUCUGCUUGUUUUAUUUUUUUAUGACCCAGCACCAAUCAUUGGGUAAAGUAAUAUUAUAACUUAAAAUAAAAUGGUAUAAAAGCAGUCCAUGAAGGUUUUUGGAAGCACACUGGAAAAUCAAAGUACAGGUGUUAAAUCAAAUAAUUUACUUUAGUACUCCGACCCAUUUUUAUGCCCACCCCUGUUGUAAGCAAACACCAAAAUAACUGUCACUGUUGUAUCAUGGAGGAAUUAAUUAUUUUCCUUCAUGGUUGUAUAAACGCAGUUCAUCAGUUGCCAGUAUAUUAACCGUAAUCCUUUAGGGUAAUUUUAUAAUUUCUUUUAUGAGCAUCAUACUAAUAACAAAAAUAAAAGACAGAAAAUAUUUAACUCAGUUUUCGUUCUUAUUUUAUUGUAGUAUGCUUUUCAUUGGUGUACAAAGUAACAUGCAUAUAAUUAUAAAUGGAAUGAAAAUAACAUAUUGAUUUAAAGCUUCAUUAUGACUUGGGGGAAAAAAUUUGUAUUUUUGAUAGUACUAUUCAAAGCACACUCAACAAUUAUAGUAUAUUCAAACUUACCAUUAAUAAGUAAUACAGGUAAUACUGUACAUGAAAUGUCAUUAUGAUACAAGAAAAAAAAA
Molecule: messenger RNA, 3109 nt
Organism: Anneissia japonica
Lineage: Eukaryota; Metazoa; Echinodermata; Crinoidea; Comatulida; Comatulidae
Product: U2 small nuclear ribonucleoprotein auxiliary factor 35 kDa subunit-related protein 2-like
Exons: 13
Coding region: 70-2346 (758 amino acids)
Biological process (GO): mRNA splicing, via spliceosome
Cellular component (GO): U2AF complex; spliceosomal complex
Molecular function (GO): pre-mRNA 3'-splice site binding; metal ion binding
Source: RefSeq, a predicted model, not a curated record